AUGGACAUGACACCCAGAAUUUCCCCACUGCCUUGUAUUGAAGAGGACCUGCUCUUCAAGCAAAACAGUUCUGGCCAAUCACAGACCAGCGUGGUGGAAGUGAUCAACGAGGUGGUUGUGGACGGAAAGGAGAGCGCGAGCGCUGCUGCCGCUGAGGUGGCACAGAUGGAGGAGGGGGUGCUGGUGGAGAAUAGAAUGGCCGUCGUGGAGGUCAAGAAAGAACCAAUAGAUGAGGAGACCAGCAGCCAAUCGUCAGACAGCACAGUGGACUCAGAGGACUACAUUGUGGUUCCCAUGCCAGACUGCUUCAACCCUGAGAUCCCGCUGGACAGUUCCUGUAGUCUGUCCUCUAACACUGAUGUAGCCAUUCAAACUGACGGGCCUCUGGAAACUGCUGACAAUGUGGACUCCAGAUGCUCCACACCGGAGAUAGUACAAGAAAAUGGAACCAUCAGAAUCCAGGACAAGAACGAAUUCCAGCCCAUCCUUCGACCUUUACCAGCACCUGUCAAUCAACUCCCAACAGCCAAUCAGAUCCAGGUUAUAGACCUGACAGGUGAUGACGAUGAUGAAGUCAUCCAGAUAGCUGAUGAUGAGGACGACCUCCCAAUUGGAGCAGCAGCAAGUGACAAUCACUCAAAUGAAACACCAGAGAGCACCCUGGAAGAUACAGUAGUGAAACACCCACCUGAGGAUGUUGCUACUGAUGCCACAGACCAGAACUCCACCAAUGCUGACAAUGAGCUGAACAACAACACUAACGCCAGACGUGCCUCGGACCGCGCCGGUGCACACGCCACCUUCCACGCAGAUGGACCAAUCGUGGACGUCUUUCCCACACCGCGCGGAUUGUCUGCAGCUGAGUUUGGAGGUGCAGUUGUGAAUGGGGCCAUCAACGUGGCCUCUAACAUUGUUACAGCCUUGUUUGGCAGCAAUGGACGGCAGAAUCAGCCAUACAUCCCCCCUCAGCAGCAUGUCCCCCCUGAGCGGGACUACACCCCCCCUGCCCCCUCCUGGCCACCCCCUCCCACCAGUGUCUCCCCCAUGGACCAGCUUUUUGAGAUGGGCUUCGGCAACCGGGAGUUGAACCAGCGACUUCUGGACAAACACGGCAAUGACCUGAACCGAGUGGUGCCGGAACUGCUCGCCAUGAUGGACAACAACUGGCACGAACAGAGGCACUAGGGAGCAUCUUGUCAACAACACUAACCUAAACAACAUCCGUACUGUAUAGGGAGCAUCUCAAAACUUCAAACAACUCGCAAAACAACAUCUUAUACAUGUGUUACUAAGUUGGUAAGCAAUGUUGUAGCACUUAAGUGUAGGAAACAUCAUGAUUAUGUUUACUAGUAUUUUCUCUGAUAUGUGCUCUGCUCAUUUUGAACUUGGCCUGUGUAAGUAUGGCGUGACAAAUAUUAUGAUUGGGUGGGCUAAAAAUGGUGAUCAUUCAAAAGUACCCAACAAGCUACAUGUUUUGACAGAGGUAUGCAUUUAUUAGGGAAAAUAUGGUAAGUUCACAUAUUAUGGAAAAGAUGGUAUCUUCACAUAUUGGGUGGUAAAGAUUUCUGCCACAGUUGUGCAUUGGUUGGUAAAGUUAUAAGCUGGUUGCAAGUUAUUAGAGAUGGUGCCAUUCCUUGUACUGGAAUGUAUGUACAUGUACAUUGUAAAACAGAUUAAGUGCUUAGCGAUCGUCCUGUAUAGUUAUAGAAAAUAUAGAUAAUAUUAUAUAAAGUACAGUUCAAUUUACUGGUUAUCUGAUAAAAGUAAUUUUGGUGAUAUAGUAUGUAAUAAGCAAGUUACAAAUGACCAAAACAUGACUGAGUUAUGAUUAUGAAUGUAUAAGGAUGAAAAAUUCUGUAGAUUCAUUUGCAUUCUUCUAUUUUACAGUCAUGUACUGUAUGCUAUUUCUGUCUUAACCACUUCUUAACAAGUUAUACUAUCAGUUAUGGAAUGGUGGAAAGAAUGCUCAAGUUGGUAUUAUGUUUGGCUUUUUCUUGAUUCGUUCAUGGCUCAUCAUUGAAGUAGCUGUUAAAAGAAUUUAGGAAUCACCCCAUGGAUAAAUUAUCCAGUGAUAUGGAUAUGAUAAUCAAAGUAUAUACAUUUGUAUUAUGUAUUGUUGCCAGUUGGAGGAGAACUAACAUUCAGUACCCUAACAAGA
Messenger RNA from Branchiostoma belcheri (Belcher's lancelet), 2158 nucleotides. Its product is annotated as next to BRCA1 gene 1 protein-like. The coding region runs from base 1 to 1185 and encodes 394 amino acids. Gene Ontology annotation, biological process: macroautophagy. Lineage: Eukaryota; Metazoa; Chordata; Leptocardii; Amphioxiformes; Branchiostomatidae. Gene Ontology annotation, cellular component: phagophore assembly site. The transcript is spliced from 8 exons. Gene Ontology annotation, molecular function: ubiquitin binding. The record is from RefSeq and is a predicted model, not a curated record.